UGCACAGAAACACCAAGUGAAUGUUCCCGGGCCCGGCUACAGAAUACAGAUACAGAAGUUGAUAAGGGAUCGUUUUCCUCUCUUAUUGUUUUUAUUAUUUAUCAUUGAUUUUCAUUUAUCAAUUUAAUUAUUAAUAACUGAGUUAAUCUUGUCAGCCUCUUUCACGGCUAAACACAGUAAACUAUUAUUUUAGUAAAUUAAAGUAAAAUUUCAUUUUUAGAGGAAACAAUUUUUAGACGAGGUAUUUCGUGUUUAUUCUUAAACAUGGGAAAGAGAAAGAAAGGAGCUUUGCAAGUAAAGAAAGGAGACAAAGUCGAUUUAAAUGAAACCGAGUCAUCUGGAGUAGACAAAGGUGGGAAUGUGCAGCUCGGUGAAAUGUCGAAAGGAGUCGAGACUAAGCCGAACUUCGCCCGAUUGACUCGAUCACAGGAGGAUGAAUUGCAAAGAGAUGAAUCAAAGAAGUCCAAAUGGGAGCCGGAAAAUUGGCGAUUAGUCUUGGAAAACAUCAGGCGGAUGAGGAUGGAAAACGAUGCUCCUGUCGACACCAUGGGUUGUCACAAGUGUCACGAUACGGAUGAAGUACCUGAGGUGCAAAGGUAUCAAAUAUUAGUUGCUCUAAUGUUGUCUAGUCAGACAAAAGAUGAGGUAACAUACGCAGCAAUGCAGCGAUUGAGAGUACACGGAUUGAACAUCGAAAACAUCUUGGCAACAGAUGAUACGGUGUUGGGCGAACUGAUCCACCCUGUCGGUUUUUGGAAGAGUAAGGUCAAGUAUAUAAAGAGAACAACAGAAAUGCUUAAAAGUGAUUUUUCUGGUGAUAUUCCAAAUACGAUUGAAGGGCUAUGCAAGUUGCCUGGAGUUGGGCCAAAAAUGGCUCACAUUUGUAUGAAAGUUGCCUGGGACACUGUGACUGGAAUAGGCGUUGACACACAUGUACAUAGGAUCUCGAAUCGAUUAGGUUGGGUAAGGGAACAGACGAAAACACCGGAAAAGACAAGAAUUUCCCUUGAAGAAUGGCUGCCGGAAAACCUAUGGGCUGAAGUCAAUCACAUAUUGGUAGGUUUUGGUCAAAAAACCUGCCUUCCUGUCAAUCCUCUUUGUUCUCAGUGUUUAAAUAAUAAAAUAUGUCCUUCUGCGUUUAAAAAAAAAUCCAAAAAGUAAUAAUUUAUUUGUAAAUUGUAAUUUAUUUUUAUAAACUAUGUGAUAAUUCAGUUUUAUACUAUCAUUAGCUUGUACAAUUUAAUUUUUAUAUUUUGUAUUGUUUAAAAUGACAACCAAGUUCAAUAUUACUUCAUUAAAAUUGUUAAAACAAUAUUUGAGUUAACCCCUCUCAGUUCUUUACCUUCUGCUAAGGCCGAUAUUGGUCAGAUCAAUCCAGUCAUUUGCUCUUAAAUAAAUUGAUAUUUUGUUCUUCGUCUUUGAUUAUGUUGAAAUAUAUUGGUUUGUGUUAUU
Messenger RNA from Cimex lectularius (bed bug), 1452 nucleotides. RefSeq names its product endonuclease III-like protein 1 (gene Nthl1). Gene Ontology annotation, molecular function: DNA-(apurinic or apyrimidinic site) endonuclease activity; 4 iron, 4 sulfur cluster binding; oxidized pyrimidine nucleobase lesion DNA N-glycosylase activity. The record is from RefSeq and is a predicted model, not a curated record. Gene Ontology annotation, biological process: base-excision repair; base-excision repair, AP site formation; nucleotide-excision repair. Lineage: Eukaryota; Metazoa; Arthropoda; Insecta; Hemiptera; Cimicidae. Gene Ontology annotation, cellular component: nucleus. The coding region runs from base 265 to 1161 and encodes 298 amino acids. The transcript is spliced from 4 exons.